Arachis stenosperma is the source of this 1646-nucleotide messenger RNA. RefSeq names its product transcription factor TCP15-like. NCBI's taxonomy places the organism in Eukaryota, Viridiplantae, Streptophyta, Magnoliopsida, Fabales, Fabaceae. The record is from RefSeq and is a predicted model, not a curated record. Gene Ontology annotation, molecular function: sequence-specific DNA binding; DNA-binding transcription factor activity. The transcript is spliced from 2 exons. Bases 290 to 1480 code for a protein of 396 amino acids. Gene Ontology annotation, cellular component: nucleus.
GUAGUGAAUAUGAUUAUAUUGUUGCUUAAAGGUUGCAAUGGUUGGGCUUCUUAUCUCUCUCUCCUUUAUCCUGUGUCAGUGUAUAGAGUGAGAGAAAGAGAGGAACAAGUCAUAUCUCAAAGGAAUUCCAUCCCCAUCCCCAUGCCAUGCUCCACUUUCAUCUCCGCUGCUUAUUAACAUAACCUAUUCCUUUUCUUUCUUCUUUUCUAUUUUAUUUAUAUUAAAAAAAAAAGAAAGAAAGAAAGGUAAACCCCACACAUAUUUUAUUUUAUUUUUCUUUUUUCAUAAUAUGAGUGAGAAAACGAUCAUGGAGCCUGACCACCAUCAAAAUGGGAUCCGCACCAGACCUAAUUUUCCACUCCAACUCUUAGACAACAAGAAAGAUGAUCUUCAGCAACCGCCGCCAUCAGAGGAUGGACCCGCCGCUGCUGCCAAGAAGCUGCCGCCAAAGCGAGCUUCCACAAAAGACAGGCACACCAAGGUCGACGGUCGCGGCCGACGGAUCCGUAUGCCGGCUGCGGCUGCUGCCAGGGUGUUCCAGCUGACGCGGGAGCUCGGCCACAAGUCUGACGGGGAGACCAUCGAGUGGCUCCUCCAACAGGCUGAGCCCUCCGUCAUCGCGGCCACCGGAACCGGUACUAUCCCUGCAAACUUCACUUCCCUCAACAUCACGCUUAGAAGCUCAGGAUCCACCAUCUCUUCCCCCUCUCACUACUUCAGAGGCGCCACCGCCACCGCUACACCGUACCUUAGCCACGCAGCCAGCUUCUCCGCCGCUAGGAGCCGCAGCGAAUGGGUGAGGAACGUGGCGGUGGAAGAUUAUUCUAGAAGAGUCAUGUUCUCCGGCAGUGACAAUAGUAAUAAUAAUAACAACUCUGCUGCUGCUGCUACUACUGUCUUGAAUUUCAACAACGCUGUUAAUGAUAUUAUGCAAAGCAAGCAAGAGGCUCGGGAAGAGCCCUGUAGCGGUGACGGUGGCGGCGGAGGAGAUGCUUUGGGGAGGAAGAGAAGGCAAGAGGAGGUGUUCUCACAGCACCAGGGUACUCAGAUGAUGGGUAGCUACUUGUUACAGUCGAGUUCUGGGUCAAUUCCGGCGACUCAUGCUUCUAUUCCGGCGACUUUUUGGAUGAUGGGCGGCGGUGGAGUUGGUGGUGGCAGUGGUAAUAAUGGCGGUGACCCAAUUUGGGCAAUACCAACCGUUGGUAACAAUAGUAGCAUGUAUAAAGGGGCUAUGUCUGGUGGCAGCGGCGGCAACGGUGCCGGCGGCAUUCAUUUCAUGAAUUUUGCUUCUCCAAUGGCUCUAUUGCAAGCUCAACAACUAGGAGGCGGAGGAGGAGGAGGCGGCGGCAGUGCAGUGCUGAGUGAAAGUAACCUGGGAAUGCUUGCAGCUCUUAAUGCAUACAGGCCUAUUAUGGCUAACGGCAGCGGCGGCCAACACUCACCCCAUGGAGAUGGAGGAGAUCAAGAAAGUCAACCCUGAGGAUCAAAUGGUCGUUACAGAUUUAAAGCACAAGUUUAGUUGCUUAGCGAGUUGAAUGUUCUCGGUUUUGGUUUGAUUUUGCUGAGGAUCCAUGUAUGUUAGUUAGGGUUUGAGAAGAAAGCACACAUAUUUAUAUACAUAUAUAUGUUUUUACCAUGGCAAUCAA